Messenger RNA from Fraxinus pennsylvanica, 1341 nucleotides. The record is from the annotation of a GenBank genome assembly. Lineage: Eukaryota; Viridiplantae; Streptophyta; Magnoliopsida; Lamiales; Oleaceae.
AUGCGUGAAAUCCUGCACAUUCAGGGUGGCCAGUGCGGCAACCAAAUCGGUGCCAAGUUCUGGGAAGUAGUAUGCGCUGAACACGGUAUCGAUCCCACUGGUCGGUACCAAGGGGACUCAGAUCUGCAACUGGAGCGGGUCAAUGUCUACUACAAUGAGGCUAGCUGCGGCCGGUUUGUUCCCCGUGCCGUGCUCAUGGAUCUUGAACCUGGUGUUAUGGACAGCAUCAGAUCCGGCCCAGUUGGCCAGAUCUUCCGGCCGGAUAACUUCGUCUUUGGACAGUCCGGUGCUGGAAAUAACUGGGCUAAAGGGCAUUAUACUGAGGGUGCUGAGCUCAUUGAUUCGGUUCUUGAUGUUGUGAGAAAGGAGGCUGAGAACUGUGACUGCCUCCAAGGAUUUCAAGUGUGUCACUCGUUGGGGGGUGGCACUGGGUCAGGGAUGGGGACUCUCUUGAUAUCCAAGAUAAGGGAAGAAUAUCCAGAUCGAAUGAUGCUUACAUUCUCAGUGUUUCCAUCUCCAAAAGUGUCUGACACAGUUGUAGAGCCGUAUAAUGCAACUCUGUCAGUACACCAGCUUGUUGAGAAUGCUGAUGAGUGUAUGGUUCUGGAUAAUGAGGCCCUCUAUGAUAUUUGCUUCCGCACUCUGAAGCUCACUACUCCCAGUUUUGGAGACUUGAACCACUUGAUAUCUGCCACAAUGAGUGGAGUCACUUGCUGCCUUCGCUUCCCUGGGCAGCUGAAUUCAGACCUUCGAAAGUUGGCUGUCAAUCUUAUCCCAUUCCCGCGACUCCAUUUCUUUAUGGUUGGUUUUGCACCACUCACAUCUCGUGGGUCACAGCAAUACCGUUCCCUCACUGUCCCGGAACUCACCCAACAAAUGUGGGAUGCUAAGAACAUGAUGUGUGCUGCUGAUCCUAGACAUGGCCGAUACCUCACGGCAUCAGCCGUGUUCCGUGGCAAGAUGAGCACAAAGGAGGUUGAUGAGCAGAUGAUCAAUGUACAGAACAAGAACUCAUCUUACUUUGUUGAGUGGAUUCCAAACAACGUGAAGUCUACUGUUUGUGACAUCCCACCCACUGGCCUGAAGAUGGCUUCAACUUUUAUUGGUAACUCUACAUCAAUCCAAGAGAUGUUCAGGAGGGUCAGCGAACAGUUUACUGCCAUGUUUCGAAGGAAGGCUUUCCUGCAUUGGUACACUGGAGAAGGUAUGGAUGAGAUGGAGUUCACAGAAGCUGAGAGCAACAUGAAUGAUUUAGUUGCUGAGUACCAGCAAUAUCAGGAUGCAACUGCUGAUGAGGAGUAUGAUGAUGAGGAAGAGUAUCAAGAUGAGGAGCCUAACUAA